Blastomyces dermatitidis ER-3 is the source of this 165-nucleotide messenger RNA. RefSeq lists its product as uncharacterized. The transcript has a single exon. Bases 1 to 165 code for a protein of 54 amino acids. Lineage: Eukaryota; Fungi; Ascomycota; Eurotiomycetes; Onygenales; Ajellomycetaceae. The record is from RefSeq and is a predicted model, not a curated record.
AUGGCUCAGGCUUCCGACUGCUCGUAUCGGGACAGGAUCCACGCAGCGGGGUAUUUGGGGGUCGUUAUUGGUGGUAAAAGGGGCUCCCCUUGCAAGUCCGUCAUUAGGCUCAGUUGGCCCAGCGUUAGUGAGGCGCAAUACCCAACGCAUUGUGACUCUCAAUAG